Molecule: messenger RNA, 1168 nt
Organism: Aspergillus steynii IBT 23096
Lineage: Eukaryota; Fungi; Ascomycota; Eurotiomycetes; Eurotiales; Aspergillaceae
Product: NAD-dependent epimerase/dehydratase family protein
Exons: 1
Coding region: 215-1117 (300 amino acids)
Source: RefSeq, a predicted model, not a curated record
GCAGCCUAUUUAGUGGCUAUUUAUCCAGUAUUUACCCAGAGCUUCUUCCGCAGGGAUUCUCUACCGGCCUACUAGCCGACCCGUGGAACGGAGCUGUCUCUUCCCCACAUCUUCAAUCCGAAUCGAAUCCACUUGUCUCCAUCCGGAGAUAUAAAGACCCCGCCUCCCUCUCCAGAUAUUCCCCAAAAUCACCCACUCAACAUACAAAUCCGACAUGAGAAUCCUCAUCACCGGCGGCUCCGGCAAAGCUGGCCAGAGUCUCAUCACCCACCUCCUCUCCCAGAACCACUCUCUCCUCAACCUCGACCUUGCGCCCCUCCCCGACCCCCUCUCAUCCAAAGUCCACACCAUCCGCAUCGACCUCACCGACGCCGGCCAAGUCUUCUCCGCCAUGCACUCGCACUUCACCUUCUCCGAGCCCUUCCACGAACCCACCACCGCCGUCCCAGACGCCGUGAUUCACCUCGCCGGCUACGCCCGCAACAUGAUGGUCCCCGACAACGAGACCUUCCGCGGAAACGUCCUCUCGACGUAUAACAUCCUCGAAGCGGCGUGUCGCGCGGGGGUAAAGAAGAUCUUGCUCGCGGGGUCGAUCUGCACAUAUGGUGUUACGUAUGCGGAUGGAGAUGUGGACUUUCCCAGUUUCCCGGUGACCGAGACCACGGAUACGCAUCCGAUGGAUGUGUAUGGGAUGUCGAAGGUAGCGAGCGAGAAUGUCGCGAGGAGCUUUGCCAGACGGUUUAAGAACAAUGUCUAUGUGUUUAGGCUAGGGGCGAUUAUUACGGAGGAUGAGUUUCAAGGGAAGUUUCGCGCGUAUGUGGAUCGGCCCGGGGAUUUCAAGGUGCAUGGGUGGUCGUAUACGGAUGCCGGGGAUAUGGGGAGGAUGUUUGAGGCCGGGUUGAGGACGGAUGGGCUGGGGUUUCAGGUUUUUAAUGCGGUUAAUGAUGAGAUUACGAAUGAUUGUGAGACGGGGGAGUUUUUGCGGAAGCAUUGUCCGAAUGUCCCGGUUACGAGGGAGUUGGUGGGGAGGGAGGCGCCGAUCAGUAAUGCGAAGAUGAGGGAGUUGUUGGGGUUUAGGCAGGCGGUAUCGUGGCGGGACAGGUUUGUGAGGGAGUAGAUAUCGGGUUCGGUGUGUAUAUAGUUGUUUCCUUGUGGGGGUGGUGAUGCC